AUGAAGAGGAUGUACAUUGGCUUAGCUCUACUCUAUUGUAGUGUACUGGAUCUACUGCAUGCGCUCUUCAAGAAAAGUGGUGGGGUGAUAAAGAAGAACCCUCUGCAUGACAAAGGGCUUGGUUACAUCUCCUCUCUAGAGAAGCAGAACACUGCGAACAGCAUCCACAUGAAACAUAUAACGCUCAUAAAGAGGAAGAAAAAAAAGUUCAUUCUUGCUAAAAAAAAAAGAGACACCAACAUGUUAAUUACGGUGCGCGCUUCCCAGCAGGAGGGCGCGGACGGCCUCAGGAUGAGUCCCCCCCUGUACAUGCUCGGUCAGGAUACCCUGGACCCCUCAGAUGGGGGCAGCGGCCAAUCGGGUGCAAGAAGCAGCCAAUCGGGUGGAAGUGGCGCAGAUGGAGGGGGCGAAGAGGACGCCCCGAGCAGAGGCCAACCCCACGUGCAGCUGCAGCCCCCCAGUGAGGAAGCCCUGUCCCCCAGUUCCCCUGGGCACGACGACGGGGAUGACGUGGAAGAUGACCAAGACGAGAGGAGGAAGAAGAAAAGGAAAAAAAAAAAAAAAGAGUCAAGGGGGGAGAACAGCAACUCAGUUGAGGAGAGGGAAGAGAAGGAAAGCAACCCCGAUGGAAACAAAGACAUGCUCAACGUCGACACUCCAGAGUACGAAGCGCACCUGUCCAAACUAGCCAACUCCUAUUUGAAGAAAGCCGAGACGAUGGACAGCAAACAGCUAGCUGGUCUAGACAAAGAGAAGAUGCUGGAGGAGUACAAUCGCUUGGUGCAAAUUCUUAAAGAAAGCGCACAUGAAAAAAAGAGGCAGUAUGAAGGGAACGAAAAGAAGGACAUGUACGAGCUAAACGAGAGAGUCAUUAACAGCUCGAGGAAGCUCAACCUGCAGAAGAUGAAGAGGGAGAUUGAAAAGUCCUUCACCCCCAACGACGCCGUGGAGAAGAAGAUUCAGGAUUACAUGUUUAUGUUUACGCAGGCUCCGCCUGGCGGUGCCGCGGAUCGGCCCACUGCGGAAGUCAGCACAGCAGAUCGGUCUGCUGCAGAUGGCCGUACUGCGGAUGGGUCCACUGCUCAUGUCAGCACAGCAGAUAGGGCCAGUGCGGAUGGGGCGCCGCCUAGCAGCACCCCAGGGGCUACGGAGCCCCCCCAGGAUGAACUGCUCGAGGAGCACGAGGAAAGGGAAAACAAAGAAAUCCUGAGGCGCCUGUCCUGGGGGGACUACAGCGGAGUUGACAAAUUCCAUUUUAAAUUUUCCGCCAAGGACCUGGACAGGAUGAAGAACAUCGAGUCCACGGAGGACGAGUCGGCAGACGAGCGAAAACUAGUCGACGCUGCGUUUAAGAGGAUAAUGAAGGACAACACUGUGGUGAAGGAACUCAAGGACAAGGAGAAGGCCUUCCUGCAGCUGUACGAGCAGGGGCGCAGGGAGAACAAAAUCGAGCGCGACGAGAAUGUUGAAAAUUUGAAGUAUUACAAUGAGAUGCAGAGGCAAGGGCAGAGGGAAGGGCAGACACAAGUGCAGAGGCGGGGCCAAAGUGGAGACACGUCCGAGGACAGCGCCGGGAGUGCCGCCGACGGAAACACCUGCAAGUCAGCACCCGGCGAACUGAUCAACAGGAAGCUCUUCUUCAACCGCGUGUCGUCCCAGUUCGUGCAUAUAAAAAACGAGGACAUUGAAGAAAUGAGCGAAGCACAAGUGAGAGACGAGCUGAGGAAGAGGGGAUACCCCACCUUCGGUUCCAUUAAAGAAAUUAAAAUGAGGCUACAAGACGUUAUGCGCAUAAGGCAGAAUCACGAGUACGACAUCAGGACAAUUUUGAAGAACCCGGAAAAACAUGUGCUCUCCCACAUAAGGCUAGAUAAACUAAAAGAAAACCUAAAGGAGUUUAAGGAGAAUGAGCGCUGUGGAGACACCGAGUCGAAAAUAAAGCAGCUGGAUGCCGCCAUGGAAAUAGCAAAUUUUAUUAACGACCCCGUGGAUUACCUGCGUAUUGACACGACGGAGAGGUUCGCGGAGGUGGCAGAGCAGGAGCGCCCCGGUUACCAUCGCCGAGCAGGGGAACGCCCCGGUGAAGAUGGCUCAGCAGGGGAACGCCCCGGUGAAGGUGGCUCAGCAGGGGACGAGGAGGACCUCUCCAAGGUGCCCAUCGUCAACGACUGCAACAUCAGUGAGCAAAUAUCCAUGGCGGAAAAACUCAAAAAAAAUUUCACCUUGGAAGAAAAUGAAAGACAACCAGAUCAAGUCGUUCGAUUCGGAAGUGAAGAAAACGUCGAGUCCUCAACCGCAUCAUCAUUUGAAAAUCAGUUGCAGGAAGAGCAGGAGGAACAGUGCAGACGGGAAGUUCUUAAAUUUGGAGGACUACAAGAAACCAUACAGGAAUUUCACUCUAAACACAGCUUGCCUCUAGACUUCAUUGGAGAUUUUAUAUGUAAGGUGUCUAGUGAAACUACGUACAAUAUAAAUAGGUAUAGGAAAAGGAGGAAGGAAGAGGUGGAAGCUUUGAAGAAAAAUGAAUUUGAAUUCCUCAUGUAUGGCAAUUCGAUCAACAGGGAUAUUAUUGUUCACAAGUUCGUUAACACAAAUGAAUUGAUCAGUCAUUAUUUAACGACCAAGGACAUUGUGACUCUCAUUGAGUAUAGUAAUAUGGCGGACCCUGUGGACAUAAUUAAUUUUUACUCCCCGGAGACCAUUUUCAUGCUAAGUGAGGAGUAUGGGGUCACUGUGGAUAAGGUGAUCGACGCGUGCACUAGACUCAACAUCCGCCUGCCCUUCGGCGGAGACACGCACCUCAAUGCGAACUGCUUCAACGUCCUCACCACCUGCUUGGCGCGAAUGAGCGGUGAGCGGCGAUGA
Molecule: messenger RNA, 2865 nt
Organism: Plasmodium fragile
Lineage: Eukaryota; Apicomplexa; Aconoidasida; Haemosporida; Plasmodiidae
Exons: 1
Coding region: 1-2865 (954 amino acids)
Source: RefSeq, a predicted model, not a curated record